Papilio xuthus (Asian swallowtail) is the source of this 2004-nucleotide messenger RNA. It is a transcript of the gene Cdc16, whose product is annotated as cell division cycle protein 16. The transcript has 12 exons. Gene Ontology annotation, biological process: anaphase-promoting complex-dependent catabolic process; cell division; protein ubiquitination. The record is from RefSeq and is a predicted model, not a curated record. NCBI's taxonomy places the organism in Eukaryota, Metazoa, Arthropoda, Insecta, Lepidoptera, Papilionidae. The coding region runs from base 107 to 1969 and encodes 620 amino acids. Gene Ontology annotation, molecular function: protein binding. Gene Ontology annotation, cellular component: cytoplasm; anaphase-promoting complex.
UCAAUUUUGACUGUGACCGGUGGAAAAUCAGAUAUAAACAAACAACUCUUUUUACAUUAACUUUAAAAAUUGUUUUUAGUUAUAUAGCACUGUUCGUAAUUUUGCCAUGGCCAAAGUAGAAUCUAUCGGUCGGAGCAGUCCAGAUUGUUUAAAUGUUGAUUUUAUGCGAUCUUUAGUGAAACAAUACUCUGAAUUGGGUCAAUGGACUAGUGCAUUUUUCUGGGCGGAUGCUGCGGCUGCAACAAGCAAUGACUCCGCCAGCGGUGACGACAUAUGGCUGCUGGCCAGCACUAUGCUCUCACGAGGUGAGCUGCACCGAGCAGCACAUGCUAUCACUUCCAGGGGACUUCACAGACGACAUCUUCUCUGCCUGGGAGUGGCUAUGCGAGCCUACUACUCUGCCAAAGAACCUGCUACAGCACUGUCCAUAUUAGAUGAAUGUGAUAUAGCAUUGCUGGACCCAAGAAGUCAUGAUCAAACACACAAUAGAGCUCUAGCCAGUGUUUUGGUGUGGAAAGCAAGAGCUCUGUCAGCAUUGGAGAGAAGAGAAGCGGCAGCAGAAGAGCUGAUGUCAGCAUUACGUGCUGAUUGUGCUUGCUAUGAAGCUCUGGAUCUACUUUUAGAACAACACGCACUCACUCCUAGACAAGAGACUGAUCUUAUAGAAUCUCUACCAAUCAACAACCAGCUGAGCGGGGCGGAGGCUGCAUUACUCAGAACUGCAUACAGAGAUCGUUUGCUAAGAUAUGCACCAGUGAAAGCCACACCUACAAACACAGACGAGCGAGGUGACUCUACCGAAAGUGCAACUACCACGCCUAGUUCGGUGGAAAUGGUAUUAGCACGGAGUUCAGAGGGCGCUGCCCGUAAAGCCCGGCGGCUGGCUGCGGCGGGGCACUGGGCGGAGGCCCUCAAGGCCUUAGACCAGGCGGGGCCCUGGGCCUGCGCUGAUGUGAGGGCCGCCUGUCUCGUGGAACUGAGAAAGAGUGCAGAACUAUUUGCCUUCGCACAUGCUUUAGUUGAUGCGUACCCACAAUUGUGGACCUCGUGGUUUGCUGUUGGAUGUUAUUAUUACCUUAUCGGUAAGAGUGAGUUCGCACGUCGUUAUCUGAACAAGGCGAAGAGUUUGGAGCCCGGCGCUGGCUGCAUCUGGCUGGCGUAUGGGCACAGCUUCGCCGCUGAGAAUGAACAUGAUCAAGCGAUGGCAGCUUAUUUCAAGGCGACGCAGCUGAUGGCUGGGUGCCACCUGCCCGCACUGUACGUCGGUGUUGAAUGUUCGUUGCUCAACAACGUGAGCAUGUGUGAACGCUUCCUGCUGCGAGCUGCUACACUGCAUAGUGACACUGAGGGCGCGGAUGUGGGGGCAGACGAAAGUAACGCGGAGAACAGUUGUGGAUGGGAGCGCAUCGCGCGCGUUGUGUGCGACCCAUACGUAGCGCAUGAGGCGGGCGCGGCGGCGCACGCGGCCGGCGACCACGAGCGCGCCUGCGCACUCUGGCUGCGCGCGCUACACGCCGCCAGGGAUGAGCGCGACCAGCUGCACCCUCGUUGGGCGGCGACACUAGAUGGUCUGGGGCACGCGUGUCGCGCGCUCGGUGAGACGCGCGCGGCGCUGCGCUGGCACGAACGCGCGUUAGCUCUGCGGCCGGCGCGCGCCGCCUCGUUAGCUGCGCGCGGCCUCUGCCUCGCGCUGCUGGGCCGCACGCGCGCAGCCGCAGACGUGCUGCACGCCGCACUCGCCCGGGACCCUGAUGAUGUGGUGGCGCUCGCACUCCUCGAUGCUGUGGUGGAUAGACUGGAUGCAGCGCUCACUGACGAAGAAAUCCCCCAGUUCCCGUUCCCCACGGUGAACCUGUCGCUGGGGACGCCCCACACGCCCCACACACCCCACACUCCAGGCGCGCACACCCCGCACACGCCCCACGCCGACGCCACCAACACAUCAGAUAUGAGCAUGAGUUUCGACUGAAUAUAAAUACAUAAUAAAAUAUUAAUUUGGACUUA